This is a messenger RNA of Quercus lobata, 1077 nucleotides long. Its product is annotated as calcium/calmodulin-regulated receptor-like kinase 1. Gene Ontology annotation, biological process: protein phosphorylation. Lineage: Eukaryota; Viridiplantae; Streptophyta; Magnoliopsida; Fagales; Fagaceae. Gene Ontology annotation, molecular function: ATP binding; protein kinase activity. The coding region runs from base 1 to 1077 and encodes 358 amino acids. The transcript has 3 exons. The record is from RefSeq and is a predicted model, not a curated record.
AUGUGGCUCUUUGGUUUCUCCACCAGCCACCCAAGAAACCUAUGGAUAAUUGGUGCUAUUCUGCUGGUGGUUCUUCUAAACAUGGUCUUAAAGAAGUGGGCAGUCUACGUAGAAGACCAAGAAAAAAACCAUGGAACUUCAAGGACUGCACGUAGUUUGUGUUGCCCAGGUGUUAUAAGGACAUAUGCGCUCCAAGAGUUGAAAACGGCGACAGCGGAUUUCAAGUUUCAAAUCGGGGUUGGAGCCACUUCUUUCGUGUAUCUUGCGGAGAUUGGAGACGGAAGAUUUGGUGCAGUGAAGCGGGUGAUGGAGGAGAGGGGUGGCAGCAGGAAGAUGUUCUUGGAUGAAGUUUCAGUUCUGCUAAGAAUUUCUCAUCCAAAUUUGGUGGGCUUAUUGGGCUUUUGCUUGGACAAAGGUGAACAACUUCUACUACUGGAGUACAUCCCAAACAAGAGCCUUUUUGAUAAAAUGCACACAUACCAUGGCCAAUUCUCAGGGAUAUUGACAUGGUCUAACCGGUUGAACAUUGCUCUUGACAUUGCUCGAGCCCUUGAGUACCUUCACUCACAAGCCGACCCACCCAUCAUUCACAGAGAUGUCAAGUCCUCUAACAUUCUCUUAGUUGACAAUAACCAUGCCAAGCUUGCUGACUUUGGCCUUUGCAAGUUGGGCUAUGGCACAGAACAUGGCUCACAAACUCCAACUAGUGUAAAAGGUUCAUUUGGUUACAUUGACACUAUUUAUCUUAGUACAGGCCUAGUCUCGCCUAAGAGUGAUGUUUAUAGUUUUGGGGUCUUAUUGCUUGAGUUAAUAACGGGCCUGAAAUCCACACAAGGCUCACUAACACUUGUGGAAUGGACCAAGGAGUGCCGGAAGAGCAAUGGUAUUGAGGCCUUGGCUAGAAUGUUGGAUCCAAAACUAAAUGGUGAUGCAAAUUUAGAGCAACUACUAUCUUUGAUUAGUGUAGCCAACUUGGCAUUACUUGAGAAUUUAGAAGGGAGACCUGAUAUGAGCCAGAUUGUGGAUGUGAUUUUGAGUUCUAUAAAACCCCAACUCCAAUUAGAGCUGCCGGUAUAA